This is a messenger RNA of Brachypodium distachyon (stiff brome), 886 nucleotides long. Its product is annotated as probable glutathione S-transferase GSTU1. Gene Ontology annotation, biological process: glutathione metabolic process. NCBI's taxonomy places the organism in Eukaryota, Viridiplantae, Streptophyta, Magnoliopsida, Poales, Poaceae. Gene Ontology annotation, cellular component: cytoplasm. Gene Ontology annotation, molecular function: glutathione transferase activity. The record is from RefSeq and is a predicted model, not a curated record. The transcript has a single exon. The coding region runs from base 442 to 855 and encodes 137 amino acids.
UAUAAAAGGGGUAGGCCGGCUCCCUCACGUUGACUGGUUCGCGAGAGGACCUCGCGAAAACACAACAACGUCCCUACCGAUUUAGGGGGCGCUGAAGCGUACGGGAAGGCCGCCGCAGACGACCACGCCGUCCACUCCGGUACAAGCCAGAGAGACGCCGCUACCUGCUUGGUACGACGACCUCCACUGCUGCGACUAUGGCUCACUGCCGCGACUCUACGACUACGUAUGUCAUCCUCCAGUAUUACCUUCCCCUAAUCGCCACUGUUCUUGUACUCUAGUCAUGACCAGUAGCAUGUCGAUGUUAUUCUCCUGAAGCUUAAGUUCUAACACUUAAUACUUACAGUUCCAUACUUCCAUCACCAAUGAGCAAACUAACCAAGCAGCUACAAGCACUCACCCAAGCUUCGUCGCCUUUCCUCGCAACAGCAGCAGCAGAAAAUGGCGGAUGUGGUGCUGCUGGACCUGUGGGUGAGCCCGUUCGGGCAGCGGUGCCGGAUCGCGCUGGCGGAGAAGGGCGUGGCUUACGAGUACAGCGAGCACGAGCAGGACCUGUCGCAAAAGAGCGUGCUGCUGCUGCAAUCCAACCCCGUCCAGAAGAUGAUCCCCGUCCUGCUCCACAGCGGCAAGUCCGUCAGCGAGUCCCUCCUCAUUGUCCAGUACAUUGACGAGGCCUGGCCCGAGACGGCACCGCGCUCCUCUCCCCCGAGAUCCCUGCGCCCGCGCUCAGGGCCGCUUCUGGGCAGACUUCAUCGACAAGAAGGUGCAUACGUACCACACGUCAAAUUUCUUAAUUUGUGCAAUAUCAUGAAUCAUGAUUCUAAGCUCGAUUUUGGUCAUGUGGUUUGCCGUUAGAGCUUUGGUGCCUUAGUAAUAGAAGUGGAGU